This is a messenger RNA of Tetranychus urticae (two-spotted spider mite), 880 nucleotides long. It is a transcript of the gene Rrp40, whose product is annotated as exosome complex component Rrp40. Gene Ontology annotation, molecular function: RNA binding. Gene Ontology annotation, cellular component: nuclear exosome (RNase complex); cytoplasmic exosome (RNase complex). Lineage: Eukaryota; Metazoa; Arthropoda; Arachnida; Trombidiformes; Tetranychidae. The record is from RefSeq and is a predicted model, not a curated record. Gene Ontology annotation, biological process: poly(A)-dependent snoRNA 3'-end processing; nuclear polyadenylation-dependent rRNA catabolic process; CUT catabolic process.
AACACAUGUUGAAGUUUUGUUUUCUUUUUUGAUCGAAGUCUUCUUAAAACUUGAUUUAUGGUGUAUUGAAAAAUUGAUUGUUGAUUAUAUAAACUGUUUUUAUUAGCCUUGACAUUGUAUAUCAAAAUAAAUGACUGAUACUAUAGUAUUCCCUGGUUUCUCAAUCAAAUCAUUAAUCGAUGAAGAGAAUGAAGCAAAGGAUAAAAAGAUCGUCAUCGGACCAGGAUUAAAACGGCAAAUUAAUGAUGUGAGAGCCAUUAAAUGUGGCAUACUUAGGAGUCGAACUAGUAAUAAUCUAAUUGUUUACUGGAUUGAUUCUCAUCAGAAACGAUAUGUCGCUGUUCGUGGUGAACGAGUAAUUGGUGUUGUUGUUGGUAAAGGAGCUAUGAGUGUUAAUGUUGAUAUUGGUACCAGCGAACUUGCCUCACUUUCCCUUUUAGCUUUUGAAAGUGCCACUAAAAGAAAUCGUCCAAACAUUCAGCUUGGCGAUCUUGUUUAUGCACGAAUACUUUCUGCUAACAAAGAUAUGAAGACUGAAUUAAUUUGUGUUACGAGUCAAAUGAAAAAAGACGGUCUUGGAGUACUUCCCCAAGGAGGAUUCAUGAUCAGUGUUCCAUUAAGAGUCUGCAGAAGACUCCUAUCACCAGGUUGUAAAUUAAUAGAAAUUUUAGGAUCUAAGUUCAAAUAUGAGAUAACUGUUGGUCUGAAUGGCAGAAUCUGGAUUCGAUCACCAUCUAUUACGGAAACAAUUUAUAUUGUUAACACUUUUCUAUCCGUGGAAGAUAAAGAUGAACAAGGAAUGUUGGACUUGUAUAAGCAGAUAACUGAUAAAUUCCAAGUUGUUCGAAAAAAAUAAACAUUCAUAAUUUAUUUUUCCUGA